ACAGUGAUGAGGAAAGCCCGACCAAGGAGCUGAUGGACACUUUUAACAGAUUCUAAACUAUUUUCUUUUGCCUUGUUUCAUGCAUUCUUUUGUGAUAUUUCUGGACUUAACAAAGCAGUUUGAGAGUCUUUAGUUGUAACAGUUCUGCUGCAAAAAUGUCAAACGACGAGGAGACACCACUGCUGAGAAAAAGGCCAGAAAAGAUCCGUAACUCCAGACUGUUCCUGGCCGUCUUCUCUGCUGUCCUGGGAAACUUCAAUUUUGGUUACUCCUUGGUGUACCCCUCCCCUGUCCUGCCCGUGCUGCAGGGCCCUGACGCUGACCCCAGACUGAGGAUGGACAAUUCCCAGGCCGCCCUGUUCGGCUCCAUCUACACGCUCGGGGCCGCGGGCGGGGGUCUCGGGGCUAUGCUGCUCAACGACAUGAUUGGACGAAAGAUGAGCAUAAUGUUAUCAGCUGUUCCCUCUUCUAUUGGGUACAUGCUGAUGGGAGGGGCUUUUAACGUGGAGAUGCUUUACGUGGGACGGUUUCUUACAGGUUUAGCUGGAGGAAUGACUGCAGCAUCUAUACCUGUUUACAUCUCUGAAAUCUCCCAUAAGGCAGUGCGAGGGGCUCUGGGCUCCUGUCCUCAGAUCACUGCAGUGGUCGGGACGUUAACUCUUUAUGUACUUGGUUUGUGGGUGCCUUUUCGCUGGUUGGCCAUAGCGGGAGGGGUCCCAGCUGUGCUCAUGGUCGUGUUGUUGUCCUUCAUGCCGUCCUCUCCCAGGAGGCUGCUGUCUUUGGGCAGAGGGGAUAAGGCAGAACAGGCCCUGCGCUGGCUCCGGGGUCCAGACUAUGACCCCAACCCAGAGAUCAGUGGAAUACAGCACAGUAUCCGCAUGCAGACCAAGUUGUCCUGGUCCCAGCUGAGGAAACCUGAGUAUUAUAAACCAAUCUUGAUCUCUGUGGUGAUGAGAUUCCUUCAGCAGAUGACAGGCAUCACUCCAAUCCUUAUUUACCUCCAGCCCAUCUUCAACAGGAGCAACGUGUCCCUCCUCCCAGAGUAUGAUGCAGCUCUGGUGGGAGCGGUGCGAUUGUUCUCGGUGAUGUUGGCAGCCAGUUUAAUGGACAAAGCCGGGCGUAAAGCUUUGUUGUACACGUCAAGCCUGGUCAUGUUUGUCGCCUCCCUCUCGAUGACGAUCACAUCACACACCACUCCCUGUCCGGGCACUCCGAACAGCACGGUCCUGAACUACAACUCCCACAAUGCCCUGGGAAAUGGUACAGACUUCAGCCAAAAUAAUGCAAGCAUCUUUCCCGUCAUAAGCACCAUGGUGUUUAUCUUUGGAUACGCCAUGGGGUGGGGCCCGAUCACCUGGCUGCUGAUGUCAGAGGUGUUGCCGUUGGUGACGAGGGGCGUGGCCUCGGGGGUGUGCGUGACGGUCAGCUGGUUGACUGCGUUCGCGCUCACUCACGCCUUCACUCUCAUGCUGGACUACGGCCUGUACGUGCCCUUCCUGCUCUUCACUGUGGUGUGCGUGCUGUGCCUCUUCUUCACCGCCGUGGUCAUCCCGGAGACCCGCGGGCGCUCGCUGGAGGAGAUUGAGAACUACUUCAGGACGGGGCGCUCCUUCACCAUCAGCAGCCGCAGCCCCUCUGUGCGGGAGUCCACCUGAACCACACAGACUAUAGCUGUAGAUCACUAUAGUUUUGUUCCAAGAGUAAAGUAAAGAGUCCGCUGAGCUUUGUCACACACUCUGAGUCGCCCCGAACUCAAAUAAAUCAUAGUCCUGUACAAGUGUAGAACUAUAGUCAGUCAUUACAAUUAUAUUUUGUUAAUUUUAACCCGUUUGCAGUGGUCCAAAGUUACUCCCUGUGCACUCCAAACAUCCAAAUUACUCACUGCGAUGAAUUUAUAAGCUCUUUUCACAGCUCUCAGACACCAAAGUGGAGAUUUGCUGUAAGGAAAAAGCAAUAAAACCUUUUCUAAUGAGCAGAGAGGACGCAGUGGACUCAUUUUGACCUUAAGUGCUGCUUAGACAAUGGAUCUGCACUGGGACAAAACAAAUGUAGCUUAAAUACACGUGGAAAAAACUGAUAUGAAUGAUAUUGAUGUGCAAAAUGAUGUAAAUUUAACCGCAAAGAACUUUUUUUUUUACACAAAUAUGAUUCACUUUAACCCUCCCUUCCCCAACAAAAACAGCUUUAAACUAAUGAUUGUGUUUUCUUAAAGGUGCACAGAGAUCCAGGUGCAAGCAGGUGACAGAGAGGAGCUUUAAGUGUAAAUAUAACCAGUGAUUUCUGUUGUAUUCUUGAAGCAGAGGCAUUUUUCUUCCAUGAUGAGUCCACCCUUUGUAAUCACUCUAAUACUUUAAUUAAAUCGUCCAGUGCGUUUGUUAGUGAUAAAUAGUUUCGGCCCAAGAAACGCCUUCUACGACACGCGGUUUAUAGAACUAUUAACACAUAAAACAUAACACAAUGCAAAUAUGCUGAUUAAUUAGACAUACAUGCACUAGAUUAGCUGAGCCAGAACAAGUUGAUGGCUACUUCCAGUGAUAUGCUACUGUCAGGUCGAACAAGCCAGGUGACAUGCCCCGCCUAAGAUAACAACUCCCUGCAUCGACCGCGAUCAUUCAAUCAACAGCUGGGCAGAGGGAGUGAAGUAGGGCAGACAAACAUAAACAUGUAUCUAAAGUAAAUAGUGCAACAAGUACAACAAUGUGCUAUACUGUAUAAGAAAUGAAAUGUAAAUGUGUGUCUUUUAUGUAGUACUUUUAUGAUAUAAUGUGUGUCUUUUAUGUAGUACUUUUAUGAUAUAAUGUGUAUUUUUUGGUAAAACAAACAAUAAAUUCAACCGGUUUC
This is a messenger RNA of Periophthalmus magnuspinnatus, 2841 nucleotides long. RefSeq names its product solute carrier family 2 member 6 (gene slc2a6). Gene Ontology annotation, cellular component: membrane. Bases 156 to 1655 code for a protein of 499 amino acids. The transcript has 8 exons. Gene Ontology annotation, biological process: transmembrane transport. The record is from RefSeq and is a predicted model, not a curated record. NCBI's taxonomy places the organism in Eukaryota, Metazoa, Chordata, Actinopteri, Gobiiformes, Gobiidae. Gene Ontology annotation, molecular function: transmembrane transporter activity.